Molecule: messenger RNA, 1066 nt
Organism: Racocetra fulgida
Lineage: Eukaryota; Fungi; Glomeromycota; Glomeromycetes; Diversisporales; Gigasporaceae
Source: the annotation of a GenBank genome assembly
AUGGGAAAGUUAAAAUCCUCAUGCAACGUAAAAAGAAUAUCCCAGCAAGAACGCCACGUCGACUGGAUGUUGGCUUGUUCUGAUCCAACUCCACUUGCAUUUUUUCGGUUUAUAUUUCCAUCUCACCGAAUUAAAGCAUCUGAAAAAUAUAAGAAGGCGCUCGAUCUUGCUUUUAAAGAAGUCGACAGUGAGGAGUUGCGUAAUAACAAGAAUCUUAGAAGAUUGGGAAAUAUGGAUGCAGCAAAAAACAGCGGUAUAUCUAGUUAUUUACCCUUAAAUGAUGAAAUCGACAAAUUCUUUAUGAAUAAGGAAAAUAAUGAAAAGACUCGUAAUGGCGCUACCAGCAAUGAUAUUGAUAGCAUUAACUUCGUGGAACGUAUAGAAGAAUCCAAGCCAAUGCCAUCAACCUGUCAAUAUCCGUGGGUCCUCCGUAGUGGUACAAACGUAGGAGAUAAAUUGGCAAGCUCAAAAAUCUUUGAGGUAGGUUUAUUGACAGAUAAUAUGGACGUUAAAAUGGUUGAAAAUUUCAAUAAUGAAGUUAAAUUGAUUGAAUCAGAUUUUCUUGAUGUGGUAGAGUAUUUUUUUGAUGAAGUUGAAAAAAUUACAAAAAAAGACGAAAAAGAUAUCAUCAACGCGAUUGAUAGAUUAACCCCGGAAAUUAUUGAAGCGAAUAGAAAAGUAGAGCUUAGCGAUGAAGAAAAAAGUGUUAUUUCUAUUUUAAGACGGGCUGUUGUCGCGUAUGCUGAAAAUCUGGAAAGAAUUGAUCUUCCUGUUUCCGAGGCUGACUUUGACAACGCAUUUCCCAACAUGCUUGCCAAAAGAUUUUUAAGUCGUUCUGUUGUUCUCAGAGCUCGCAUUGGACAAAAGUGCGAUUUUCGGGGGAAUUUUGAAAAAGAGCGUCUCAGAAGUGGUGGACUCCCGGAGCCUCAUCGAAAAAAAAUUUAUGAAGACAAAGUUGAUCUGAGCGUGGCAAUGCGGGAUAUCUUAUAUACGUUUUUUAAAGAGAAUCCUAAAGCACCUAGUUCUGACCUUCAUUCCACAUUUGUCUUUGGAAUACACUCAUGGG